Lycium barbarum (goji berry) is the source of this 1014-nucleotide messenger RNA. RefSeq names its product protein ABA DEFICIENT 4, chloroplastic-like. The transcript is spliced from 6 exons. The record is from RefSeq and is a predicted model, not a curated record. Bases 114 to 848 code for a protein of 244 amino acids. Lineage: Eukaryota; Viridiplantae; Streptophyta; Magnoliopsida; Solanales; Solanaceae.
AAGCUAAAAAAUAAAGUCUUAUAACAGCUCUCCAUUAUUGUCUUUCGUCUUUUUCCUAUAAAGCAUGAUGAAGCCACGUUCUUUCCCUACUUCUUGUUAUUGUCGCAGGUUCAAUGGACUUCUCUUCUUCUUGCUUUUGCCACUCCCAAAUCUCACUCAAGAUGAACUGCAGGGCACCAGCCUUGGUGUCAAAAGUCCCGCUGAAUACUGGGAGAAACCAGCCUGCCCCUCUUGCUCUUAGAGAAAUGAAGUCUGACCUUUUAAGUCAACGACUUGGUGGAUUCGCAACCAAGCUUAGCAGCAGAGGGAGUUCUCUGGGUGGAUCAAGAAUCAUUAUUCAUCUACAUCUUCAAACUCUUUCACAAAGAAAAAGCUCCAGGGUGUCUGCUUGCUGGUUGCCAAGUUCCGAAAUUGCAUCUACUGCUUUCACAGUGGGAACAGCAGCAGUUCUUCCGUUUUAUACCAUCAUGGUUGUGGCUCCUAAAGCUGAACUUACCAGAAAAGCGACGAAAAGCAGCAUACCCUAUAUUGUGCUCGGACUUCUGUACGCUUAUUUGUUAUGCCUCUCUUGGACACCAGAUACAAUUAGGCUGAUGUUUGCUAGUAAAUACUGGCUUCCGGAGCUGCCUGGUAUAGCCAAGAUGUUCUCCAACGAGGUGACGCUAGCUUCUGCAUGGAUUCACCUGUUGGCCGUAGAUCUUUUUGCUGCAAGGCAAGUCUAUCAUGAUGGGUUGCAGAAUGACAUUGAAACCCGCCAUUCCGUGUCUCUGUGCUUGCUGUUUUGCCCCGUUGGAAUUGUUACUCACUUCAUCACCAAAGCUCUAACUAGUAGCCCGGGAAAGAGAUAGCGUCGAACUCAUUAACCGAUGUUUUAGGCCUUUUUAUGUUAUCCAUAAAUGAUCAGCCAACGUGUUACUAUCAGCAAAGUGUAAAGGUUUUUUCAGGCAAUGAAAACAUAACAUGUUUCUGUAAUUUGUUUCUAAAAUGGAUGAAUGUACAAGAUUUCUUCCUUUA